Messenger RNA from Cyprinus carpio (common carp), 1763 nucleotides. Its product is annotated as bridging integrator 2-like. NCBI's taxonomy places the organism in Eukaryota, Metazoa, Chordata, Actinopteri, Cypriniformes, Cyprinidae. Gene Ontology annotation, molecular function: protein binding; phospholipid binding. Gene Ontology annotation, cellular component: podosome; phagocytic cup; cytoplasm. The transcript is spliced from 13 exons. Gene Ontology annotation, biological process: podosome assembly; plasma membrane tubulation; phagocytosis, engulfment. The record is from RefSeq and is a predicted model, not a curated record. The coding region runs from base 362 to 1729 and encodes 455 amino acids.
AGAUCCUACAAAACAUCAAAAUUAAUCUGCAGUUAAACUGAUAAGGCAUUCAGUAUGCUGCCAGAUAUGGGCAGAGCAGCCAGUCACCUGUGUCCGUCCAUUUUAAAAGUGAGGCGUGUUCACUGAAUACUUUACCAAUGAAUCUAGAGACAAUUGGUAGCAAAGUUCAAGGAUCCUCAAGAGCACCUUCUCAGAGAGAAAGAGAGGGAAUAGUAUUCAGUGAGCUGGGUUUGAAAGACUGAAAUGAUUGGAUAAUAUUUGAACUACACUGAAAAGAAAUGCAAAUUGAAUGCUGACAGGGCUAGCCAGGUAAUUUAAGGGUCUAACAAAACAUUAUUCAAGAAGAAAACAAGUGGAGAACAUGGCAGAGAGCAAGGCCAGCAUCAGCUCAAAAGGAGGGGCCAAUGUUCUUGCUAAACGAGUGCAGAAAAAAUUCAGCAGAGCACAGGAGAAGGUGUUGCAGAGGCUUGGCAAAUCUGAGGAGACCAAAGAUGAGCACUUUGAGCUUUGUGUCACGAACCUCCAAUACCAACAGAGCGAUGGAUACAGAAUAUACAAGGACCUUAAAGCGUACCUCAAUGCUGUCACAGUAAUGAAAGAUGCUUCAAAUCGACUGUUUCAGUCCUUGUAUGAAGCCUACGAUGAUGAGUGGAAUGGUGCAGAGGAUCUUGGGGCAGUUGUGGAGGGAGAAGAGCUUCUGUGGAAAGAUUAUGAGGACAAGCUGCGUGAUCAGGCAUUAAUCACGAUGGAGUCUUACAUGAGCCAGUUUCCAGAUGUCAGGGAAAAGGUCGCCAAGCGAAACAGGAAACUCGUAGACUAUGAUUCUACUCGCCAUCACCUUACAGGGCUGCAGAAUGCUAAAAAGAAGGAUGAUAUUAAAAUUGGAAAGGCAGAGGAUGAGAUGAAUGCAGCAAAGGUGAUAUUUGAGGACAUGAACAGGGAGCUGAAGAUAGAAAUGCCUAUUCUAUUUGACAGUCGCAUUGGAUGCUACGUCACAGUCUUCCAAGCCAUUUGCAACCUCAGAGACAUCUUCUACAAGGAGCUUACCAAGAACAAUGAGGUUCUGCAGACUGUGAUGAAAGAGCUGAGCACCCAGCAUCCAGACAAGAGCUUUGUUGUGAAGAACUUCAACCGCUCUGGUUCCUUGAAGAGAAGGUCAUUUAGAGACACUUUGUCCCCCAGAUCACUUAAAAGCAUGAGUUACAACCCCAGGGGCUCUCUAAGGAGAGACAACUCAUCCAGUUUUCGGUCUGACAGACCAACAUAUGGGUCAUUCAGCCCUAAGCAGACCAGUCCUCAGCCCCUUUAUGAGAACGUCUCUGGUGCCAAAGAUGCAAAAGGCAGCCCUACAAGAUUAGAUUAUCACACAGAGGAAGGUACCUCGCCCCAUGAGCCACAGUUGAAUACCAGCACCUCUGAAGAUAAACCAGUAGAAGAAGACAGGAAAGCCAAAAAGGAGGAGUCCUCACAAGCCUCAGGUCAAGAUCCACCAAAUGAGGAGGAGUCUUCUGAGGAGGACAGUGAUGAGAGUGAACUGAAACCAAACUCAGAUAUCACUGAAUGCUCCAAGAUCAAAGAUCAAAAAUCACCCGAGAAGGUGGGAGACGAUGGGCCUUCUGGUGUGGAGAAUGGAAUAGCUUGUGACAUUAAAUCAGAUGUGGCACAAGCUGAGGCUUCAAACAAUGCUCUUACCAAGGGUGACCAUCCGUCAGGAGAGGUGAACGAGUGAGUGACAACAGAAGCCCCUAAAUAGCAAUCAAGAG